AUGGAGGAUGAGGAAGUGCCUGACGCGAUGGCCAAGGUAGCCAUCAAGCUUGUCAGCGAUGGGUUCAUUGAUACAUGGAUGACUGCAGAUGAAUCAGCAGCCUUCCAGAAAAGUGUUGGCCGCACAGCGGGCUGGGGAGGCAUGCACAACAUCCAGGAUGACUUGCAGUUUGUGUCAAACUACGGUGAGCCGCCUGGAAAGGAUCUGGCACACUACUACGCUGUGGAUCAGUGUGAUGCGGAUUACAUUGCCAUCGUAGAGUCGGACAACAUCAUGUAUGCGAGGCAUGGGUAUUCUUGGGUCGAGGAAGCCAUAUUGGGCCUGAGA
Molecule: messenger RNA, 327 nt
Organism: Symbiodinium pilosum
Lineage: Eukaryota; Dinophyceae; Suessiales; Symbiodiniaceae
Source: the annotation of a GenBank genome assembly